UAUAGGAGGAGGUUGACAGCAUGUGGGCUAUUCACCUUGCGGAGAGUUGGAGACGAGGUUUUCACCUUGCUUUCCUAUUAUAGUCCUUUGGGACUACAGUACAUAAAAUGACGUCACUGUGCCUUGAGGUUCCAGCUAGUAUUAUUACCGACUAUUUAACACUCAUUCCUGUCUUGAGUAUACAGUCUUUGGUCAUGAUCCGAAUAAAUUGGAAUACAGUAUUUACCAUUUCAUCAUCUGUAUGUUACUUUGGUGAUAGUUGUCGCGUUGUUGACUCAUCACCACAUGCACUGAGAUCAUCGUGAAUACUCUUAGGACUAGGUUGUUAUUGACAAGAUUCCCCCAUAGAAAUAGAGACCAGAAAAAUUAGAGUGUAGACAAAAUAGUGUAGCCAAUACUCCCUGGACUAUGGCUGGCUCAGCUGCUGCCCCCACAUCUUUAGUUGAGAUAACAAUAUCUGGAAGGAAUCUCCGAGACACCGAUGUCUUUUCCAAAUCUGACCCAAUUUGUGUGGUCUUUUAUCAACCUUUUGGAUCAAGACAGUGGGCAGAGUAUAAACGAACUGAAUGUAUAGAUAAUACCCUUAAUCCAGAUUUUGCAAAAAAAAUUUCCAUCACAUACCAUUUUGAAGAACAACAGCCUCUUAAAUUUAUGUUAUAUGACAUUGAUUCUGACUCUCAUUCACUUGACCACCAUGAUUUUCUUGGAAAAUAUGAGUGCACUCUUGCUCAACUCGUGAGUGCUCGUACAGUUCACAAACCUUUGGUGAAUGAAAACUUCGUUGGAGAUAAUGGCUCUAUUCUACUUGUCACAGAAGAGCUUACUUCCUGUAAAGAGGAAUUUGACUUACAGUUUGUUGGGAAGCAACUUGAAAAUAGGAACUGGUUCUCUUCCUUGAAUCCCUUCCUAGAGUUUUUCAAGGUAAAUGAAGAUGGGACUUUCACCCUGGUUCAUCGUACAAACCCUGCCAGUCGUACAGAAUCUCCAGUUUGGUUGGAUUUUUCUGUAAAAUUGAGAAGCUUCUGCAGUGGUGAUUAUGAUCGUAACAUCAAAGUUAAUUGUCAAAAUUUCCAAAAAAGUGGAAAUCACAAACUUAUUGGCAGCUUUUAUACAACAGUAAGGCGACUUACAGAAGGACCUGGCCCAAGCAAUACAUAUUAUCUCAUCAAUGAAGAAAGAAAGAAGAAAAAGGGCAGUAGCUACAAGAACUCUGGGGAAGUGAUGGUUAAUAAGGCCCAUGUUCGUCAGGUUUACUCAUUCAUUGACUACAUCAAGGGUGGCAUGGAGAUAAAUGCAUUCAUUGCUAUUGAUUUCACAGCAUCAAAUGGUAACCCUCAAACGGCACAUUCCCUACACUAUAUCAAUCCAGGAGCUCCAAACCAGUAUGUUCGAGCCAUCCAGUCAGUUGGGGAGAUCAUUGAAGAUUAUGACACAGAUAAAUACUUUCCAGUUCUUGGCUUUGGUGCCAGGAUGCCUCCAGAUUUUCAGAAAGUGUCACAUGAGUUCUUUGUAAAUGGAGAUACUUCAAAUCCCUACUGUUACAGAGUUAAUGGAGUUGUUGAGGCGUACUACAGUUGUCUGAAUCGUGUUCAGUUGUAUGGACCAACGAAUUUUGCUCCAAUUAUCAAUCAUGUUGCCCGCUUUGCCACCUCUAGCCGGGGUGGAGAUAAGUACUUUAUUCUUCUGAUUCUGACUGAUGGGAUUAUUACUGACAUGCCUCAGACAAAAGAGGCAAUCGUUAAUGCUUCUUCCUUGCCCCUGUCCAUCAUUAUUGUGGGAGUAGGGGAAGCUGACUUUGCUAACAUGGAGGAAUUAGAUGGAGAUGUUGUGCGUCUCUCCAGUAAUGGUCGGUAUGCUGUUCAAGACAUAGUACAAUUUGUGCCUUUUAGAGAUUUUUUAAAGGGGGGUGGGGAUCCUAACAUGGCUAGGUAUAGGCUAGCUAGAGAAGUGCUGGCUGAAGUUCCAGAUCAGGUUUUGUCCUACAUGAAAGCAAAUAAUAUCACUCCUCAACCUGUCCAAGUAAGUAACACACUGCUGCCACCUGAUCUUGGCUGAUCAGACUGCCUUACUCUUAUAAACAUCACAGUUACUGUACAAGGCUGUGAUGUGCUUGAAGUUAUUGGUGCUUAACAGAUAUUCCUUGUAAACUUAAGUCCAUGGUCUUUGCAAAUGUAUAUCAUGGGAGCUGUCUUUAAAUUACUUCAUAUAGUAAUUGAGUGUUGAGUGCCAUAGGUGUGGUGGAAACUGAUUUAAGAAUGAUUGUAUUUACUGUACAGUAUAGACUUGAUGUACACUCUGUAAAACGCUACCGUACAGGUGGGGUCCGAUGAUUUUCCAACUGAACAUUCCCGUUGUCUCGCGAGGGUCGGUAGGCCUGAAUGUGAAACAUUUCGUACUUAAUUUGGUAGGCCGAAAUUAGCUAUUACAUUGACAAUAUUGAAUUAUUUUGUUACACUAUGACUAGAUAAGUUAAACUGUAUGUUAUAUUAAAUGUUCCACACACCAUGGACUACAGUAACCAUGGAAGUGGAUGAGUUGCCAUAUAGGAAUGCUUUAUAUGUUUGGCGGAAUUAGUGGAUAUAGUGAAGGUAUAAUAUUAUUUUGCAACCGAAUUUUGAAUCUAUUUGUACUGCUGCUUCACUUUGGACUAAUGUUACAUUAUGUCAUUCUUUAUUUGUAUAUUGUAAAAUAUACCAAGCUGUUCUGAAACAUGUGAAUAGCUCCACAGUUCAUAUAACAUACACAUUCUUUAUGUAAGGUAUCAGGAAAUGUUGGUAGCACUAAUUACAUAAAUCACAAUAUUAGGCUGCUACAUCACCGCUCACAAUGUGUAUUCGACAUGGAGAAAUGAGGCAUAGAGUUCCGAUAAAGUUUCAAAUUGUGUUAGUGUGGCAGCACUAACUCUGACUCGUUUCAGAGUGCCGAUCACUUGUUUUGAGUGCUUGUGGCCGAACCCAUGCACGCGCAGGGCUACCAAUGCGAGGAAUGCCUCAGGGGCCUUUUUGAGACACUUCGUUUGUAGUGUCAGUUUGUUUUGCGCAGGAAUUGUAACAGUAGUUUUUUUACCGAGUGUACUUAUCCACAUUACACACAGAUAUGACUGUUUGGCAUGUGCUGUACAGGCAUUUUAAAGGUUAUUGCAUGAUACUUAAAAAUAUUAGAAAUUUUAUUACAUGGUGUAUUUGGGGAAAGUUUAUAGCUGUCCAUCUUAAAAGUAGAAGUAAGUUUUUUUCACUUGACUCAAACAUAAUUUUUUUUUCAUGUAAUAUGGUGCUGGACUAAAACUCAUGUAAUGCAUUAUUCUUCUGUUAUAAGUUUAUUAUGAUUCCAUUUAAAUAUUGACAAGAUUACGCAAGUGGUCUACAUAUUGUUACACUUGCGCUUAAUCUUUACACUGUCCUUACGGUGUAUUAUAUUAAUGUUGGGCAUCAUUUUAUUUCAGUACUGAUAUUGUAGACUUAUUUCUACAAAUAGUGUUGUUUGUUGUCAAGGAAAAAGAAAUUAUUGAAAAAGAAAUUAAUAAUUUUCUCUAGGAUAAAUUUCUUUUUUUAGAUGUACCAUUUGCAGAAUUUUUUAAUUUUAUCUCUGAAAAGAUAUUUGGUGUGAAGAUUAGCAAUUCGUUCAUUAUAAAGAAUUAGUUAUUGUGUAUACGUAUUUUGCAGUUUUGUACUGCCUGUCAAAGUAGUCCCUCUUUUAUACCUUUUAUAUGGUCAGAUCUGGAAAUUCAUGAGACGGGCCUGACACUAAUGACUGAAAGGAUAGCACGGCACAGUGGCUGUUGGGGGGCCCGUCACCACCAGGCAGAGGAAAACGGCUAAAACCACUAUGAAAUUUCAUGCCUUCACCACUAGUCAUAUAUGUAGUUUUUCUGUCAUAGUUGAAAAUACUGUACAGUACUAUUCUAUAACAACAAUUAUUGUAUAUUUUCACACCAUUUACUGACCAGUACAGUAGAACGUCGAUUU
Molecule: messenger RNA, 3965 nt
Organism: Homarus americanus (American lobster)
Lineage: Eukaryota; Metazoa; Arthropoda; Malacostraca; Decapoda; Nephropidae
Product: copine-8-like
Exons: 7
Coding region: 409-2055 (548 amino acids)
Biological process (GO): cellular response to calcium ion
Cellular component (GO): plasma membrane
Molecular function (GO): calcium-dependent phospholipid binding
Source: RefSeq, a predicted model, not a curated record